AUGGAGGAGUUGGCCCGGGAGAGCAUCAGCCUGCUGGCCCGCUCUGCGUCUCAUGCGGACCCGCCUCGGCUGGGAUCUUUCGGCGCAGUGUUCAUCAUGCUGAAGUCUGCGCUGGGAGCCGGACUGCUCAACUUCCCCUGGGCUUUCCAGAAGGCGGGGGGAGUGAAUACCGCCAUCAGUGUGGAGCUGGUUUCUCUGGUUUUCCUCAUCAGUGGUUUGGUGAUCCUCGGCUACGCCUCCUCGGUCAGCAGACAGAACACUUAUCAGGACGUGGUGAGAGAGGUGUGUGGACAAGCUGUGGGUCAACUGUGUGAAGUCUGUUUCUGCUUCAACCUCUUCAUGAUAUGUGUCGCCUUCCUGGUGGUGGUGCAGGACCAGCUGGAGAAACUGUGUAUUUCUUUGUACGAGACGGUGACCGGGUCAUCUGAGGCAGAGAUGCCCUAUCACUGGUACACCGACCAGCGAUUUGCCCUCUCUGUCAUGUGCAUCAUCAUCAUCCUGCCCCUGUCCAUCCCAAAAGAAAUUGGCAUCCAGAAAUACACGAGCGUGUUAGGAACACUGGCUGCUUCAUAUCUGUGUGUGGCAGUGAUUGUCAAGUAUUACCUGAUGGACAGCCACACUGUCAUAAUAACACCAGAGCACAGCCAAGGUGUCGGUUCGUGGGCUUCAAUGUUCAGUGUUGUGCCGACCAUCUGCUUUGGCUUCCAGUGCCAUGAAGCCUGCAUAGCCAUCUACAGCAGCAUGGAGAACAAGAAGCUCUCCCACUGGGUGAUCAUCUCUGUGCUCUCCAUGUUUUUCUGUUUACUCAUCUACACUCUGACCGGUGUGUACGGCUUCAUGACGUUCGGACGAGACGUUGCCUCUGACAUUUUGAUGUCAUAUCCAGGAAACGAUGUGGUCAUGAUCAUUUCCAGGCUGCUUUUUGGAAUAUCAAUUAUCACCAUCUAUCCUAUUAUUCUUCUUCUGGGGAGAUCUGUCAUCCUGAACUUGAUGCUGCGCUUUCAAAGGCGUCGCCGGGGAAUCAUCACUCACUCGUUUGAGAGUCGCUGCAGAGUCGUUCUCACUGUGAUCUGGAUAGCCGUCACUCUUCUCAUCGCCAUGUUUGUCCCUGACAUGGGUGAGGUCAUCAGUGUCAUCGGAGGAAUCAGCGCCUUCUUCAUCUUUAUUUUUCCAGGUCUUUGCUUGGUAUUCACAAUGCAAAGUGAAUCUGUGAGUCCAAGAGUCAGGGCUUUUUUUACAGUUUGGGGAGUCAUAACCAUCGUAGUCGGAGCCUUCAUUUUUGGACAGAGCACAACCAUCGCUAUCAUGGAGAUGGCCAACAAAUUCUGAACUCACCAUAAUCACGACUACCUGCAGCAGCUGCUUUACUGUGAACUCUGAGCGGUUUGUGACGCUCGCCUCUUUUGCACAACAGAAAGUUGCUUUUCUUUAAAGGUGGUUUUUAGUUGCAUUUUUCUUAUCAGGGUCAUCCAGGACCUGGAUAUAAAAUAUCUUUACUAUGUGAGAAUGUGAUGAUUUUCUUUGUUAGAUACGCAUGCAUAGUUAUAUAAUGUCAAAGAGAAUAAUGUCAGAAUGCAUUCUUAAGUGUGUGCAGAACAAAAUAUUUAUGUCUGAAUGUGUGAAUCUGUUUUAUUUGGUACGUCAACUACAUA
Messenger RNA from Acanthopagrus latus (yellowfin seabream), 1652 nucleotides. It is a transcript of the gene slc38a8b, whose product is annotated as solute carrier family 38 member 8b. Gene Ontology annotation, molecular function: amino acid transmembrane transporter activity. Bases 1 to 1329 code for a protein of 442 amino acids. NCBI's taxonomy places the organism in Eukaryota, Metazoa, Chordata, Actinopteri, Spariformes, Sparidae. The record is from RefSeq and is a predicted model, not a curated record. The transcript has 10 exons. Gene Ontology annotation, biological process: amino acid transmembrane transport.